This is a messenger RNA of Labeo rohita (rohu), 4057 nucleotides long. RefSeq names its product serine/threonine-protein kinase pim-1-like. Bases 677 to 2167 code for a protein of 496 amino acids. Gene Ontology annotation, molecular function: ATP binding; protein serine/threonine kinase activity. The transcript has 6 exons. The record is from RefSeq and is a predicted model, not a curated record. NCBI's taxonomy places the organism in Eukaryota, Metazoa, Chordata, Actinopteri, Cypriniformes, Cyprinidae. Gene Ontology annotation, biological process: protein autophosphorylation; negative regulation of apoptotic process; regulation of mitotic cell cycle. Gene Ontology annotation, cellular component: cytoplasm.
ACCAGCAUCAAAACCUACCUAACCAGCAUCCCAGCAUCAAAACAUACCUACCAGCAUAUGCUGGUUUUUUCACUAUAAGGUAAAAUAAAUAAAUAAUACAUUGUUUUCCUUUAGCAGUGUUUCAUAUGCUGGUUUCAAACACUAAAACAGGAAAUAAUGAUUUUCGUGAAUUAUGUAAUUCAAACUAAAAUAUAAUUUUAUUUUGAGCAAAUACAUCCUGGAAUUGUUUGGGCAUUUUAUCCGCACUACGAAUGUUAUUGCACUAGAUAAAAUAUCAAGUCACGUCAUAUUACAUAUCAAAUUUAAAUGUGGCCAAAUAUUUUGGGGGGCACUGGACAAAUGAAACAUCUGCCUUUAUGCUUUCUUGCUGAAAAAUUAUAAUUACAUGAACAGUGCUGUAUUAAAUGUUUGUUAAAAUGAAAUCACUAAAUUAUCCUGCUGUAUAAUAAUAAUAAUAAUAAUAAUAAUAUAAAAACAUUCUAUUUUAUUUUAAUGCUUGUGGGAAUCUUCCGCUCUCAGUUCUAAAUCCUUAUGAUAUCAUAAAGAGUUUUAGAACGUUGCGCGGGACUAUAUAAAGCACGAAACUCACCUGCUCACUUUGUGGAGAGUUCGGAGUAUUGUUAUCAACGGUGUUUACCUUGUGUAUUCGGUUGUUGAUAGCGUUUUUUUCUUGAGUAUGGGACAGCGACAAUCUCGUAAAGAGAAAGCGGAGGGUGGUGAGUGUGUGCACGGGAUCAGUCCCGGUGCAUCACUUACACCCACGGACCACAAGGCGGAGGUCCAUCCUCGUUCCGACGAGACGCCUGAGUGUGUCGGUGAGGGAGGCGGGCAGGAGAUAGGGGGAGACAAGGCCAAGAAGAAGAGGAAGAGAAAGAGGUUUCGGAGGUUUACCUCUUUCUUCUCUUGCUUGUCUCGUCCUAAAUCCACCAGGGCUCAGGAUGAGCAGGUGGAGCAGGGUGAGGUGGACCAGGACACUGAUGAAGCCCCAUCGAGGUGUACUGAUGAUCAGACUUCUCUACAGGACGUCGUCUGUACUGUAGAGGAGGAUGAUGAUCAUCAGGAGCCUCCUACCAGUGAUCCUGAGGUCCUUGCCGCUCCCGAUGACCAGCAAAUGGUGGACACCCAUCCUCAAGAUCAGGACGGUCCAGCCAGUCCGUCAGCAGGUGAGAGUGAUUCCCAUCUGCUGAGACAGCUGGACUGUGAGAAGAUCGUGAGGAUUGAGGAACACAUUUGCUGGAAAUAUGCCAUCGGGAAGAAGAUGGGGGAAGGAUCAUACGGCUCCGUGUAUGAAGGGACCCGCUGUGAGGACGGCCUUCAGGUGGCUGUCAAAAUCACAGCGAAGACGGAGAAAGAGUCGUAUCUCAGCCUUCCUGACCAUCCCAGACCAGUACCUCUAGAAGUGGCCCUGACAGUUCUGGCCAAUCAAGGCCCGAGCUGUCGCCACAUUAUAGAGCUGCUGGACUGGCAAGACCAUCUUGACCAGUAUUUCAUGGUCCUAGAGCGGCCCUCACCCUGCAUGGACAUGCACGAUUUCUGGCUGCAUUAUGACGGGCUCUUCACUGAGGGGAUGGCCCGUCAUUUUAUGCAGCAAGUUAUCGAUGCUGCUGUCGUGUGCUGUUCUCGGGGGGUCUUCCAUCGCGAUAUCAAGAUGCCGAACCUCCUGGUCAACAUAGAGACCCUGGAGGUGAAGCUGAUUGAUUUCGGCUGUGGGGACCUCCUGAAGAGCACCAAGUACAAAUCCUACAGUGGGACAGCGAGGUACUGCCCUCCUGAAUAUUUUCAGAAGGGCGAGUACCAUGGGAAACAGGCGACCGUGUGGUCACUGGGAGUGCUCCUCUUCCGGAUGAUCACCAGCCUUUUCCCCGAGAGCAGCGAUAUCAGUCUGAUGGACACUGAUAUCUGGUCCAAGCCAGGCUUCUCCGAUGAAUGCUGCCGCUUUAUCAGAGGUUGUCUGAAGAGCGACCCGGAGUGCAGGAUUCAUCUGGAUGAGUUGCUCUUCCAUGACUGGUUUAAGGUACAGAGUCAAAGACAAGCUAAAAUUAUUUUAGUUAUAUAUUGUGGAUUUUUGGUAUUACAGUUUGAUUAUGUGAAUAUGAACAUCAGCUGUCUUAUGUUACUUUUCAAUACCUGCAACAUUAUAGUCAAUCCACAUACACUGCAUAGAUAACAAGUUAUAUUUUUAUACCUUAUGAAAUAUGUUUGUUCAGUUUGUACAGUUUGCAAAUGUACAAUUUGUAAUUGUGUUUUAGGUCACCUUGUAAGUCAUGGAGGACAGGGUCAGCCUUGCGUCUUGCGGGCUGACAUGGGUGACCCCUCCAUCCCUCCAGCCUUUGCGUCUUGCGUGGCUGGCAAGCCAUGGUUGCGUCUUGCGCCAUGGCUUGAGGCAGUAGUUCUAGCGUCUUGCGGAACUACUCGCCUGGGGAUGUGUAGAUAGUGUAAAUAGUUUAGUUUUAGUUGAGUUAGCUUACCCAUCCCUCCAGCCCUAGCGUCUUGCGGGGCUGGCAAGCCAUGGUUGCGUCUUGCGUCAUGGCUUGAGGCGAGUAGUUUUAGCGUCUUGUGGAACUACUCGCCUAGGGAUGGGUACAUAGUCUAAAUAGUUAGUUUAGUUUUAGUUAGUUAGGUUAGCUUAACCAUUCCUCCAGCCUUAACGUCUUGCGGGGCUGGCAAGCCAUGGUUGCGUCUGGCGCCAUGGCUUGAGGCGAGUAGUUCUAGCGUCUUGCGGAACUACUCGCCUAGGGAUGUGUUGUAAACAGUUAGUUUAGUUUUAGUUUAGUUAGUUAUUACACCAUCCAAUCAUAUUUCUAAAAAUGGAGUCACCUAGAGCUUCUCAGAGCUCCCUGUCAAGCCUGUCCCACAAGCUCCUGGCACUUCCACACUAACAUGGCAACAGAGCUCACUUUCACAGCCACCUUUGGCCUAGAAAUCCUGUCAGGGCUGCUCCAAAAAUCACUCUGAAGGCCUUCAUAAAGGUUCCUGACACUGCUGCACCAGAACAGAGAGAGGUCAGAGAGAACCGAAUCAAAGGCACCACAGAGGUUACCUGACAUGGUACCUUUUGAGAGCUGCCCUGGUCCGAAAUCUUCUUCUUCAGGCCUGAAGGUUUAUACUGAUGCAACCCCAGAAUCCACAGUGGUUCCAGAGCUCUGUGUCAUAACAGCUACAGUCUGAAAGCCUCCCAUCAUGUCUGUCACAAUAGCUCCUGUCAUGAUGGUAUUGAGAUUCAGGCCACGGCUGCCAAAAAACCUCCAAUCAAGGCUGCCUCAGUGUUUCCUGUAAUAAUCUCAGCCAGAGCUGAUGUCUAAAGACGCUCCAGUCCCAGAGCUCCUCACUCAACCUCCCUGGUCCCAGAGGUUCCUGCUAAAGCUGCUCUGGCCUUAGAGGUUUCUGUCUCGACUGCAUGAGAAAGAUCCUCUCACGGCCCCAGUGUUUCCUCUCACUGGUGUGAAUACUACUUAAAUAUUUUACAACUCUGUGUCACAUUAAAACACAAUGUUUGUGAAAAUAAACAUAAGAUGUGUUAUUUUAUUGUUACAUCAGAGAGGUUCUAGAGAGGUUAAGUCUCUCGUUUUAACCAGUUUAUAUUUAUCACCUGUACAUUAAUUUAAAAGAUAUACUCAAAAGGUAAGUAAUACCAGGUAAGUAACAUCUCAAAAAGGAGUUACACUAUGUGGCCCUCAAUUUACUAUUUGAAGCCCAAAGUGUCAGAAUAUUAUUUGAUUAGACCACAUACAAGGUACAAAAUUAACCAUCAAACAGCAAAUUUGUUAUGGUGAGGAAAUAAAAUAAGGUACCUGAUAGUGUGCAUUUAUUAGAAACUAUAAUAAAGUAUAUGAAUUAAAUCAGCCUGUAAAAAUAACUUAAGUGACACGAGCAAUUCAUAUGAAAUAUAUGGGCCAUUCUACAGAACUGAUGCAAACAGCUGUCCCACAACCAAAAAACACAUUUAAAAAGCUGUAAGAAACUAUAGUGUGCCUCUACCCAGAUUCCACUUCACAAUGUUUGUUCAUGCUCAUUUCCCAAAAUGGCUUAAUUAUUAUAGAGAAGAAGAAAGUCAACA